Molecule: messenger RNA, 1134 nt
Organism: Trichoplax adhaerens
Lineage: Eukaryota; Metazoa; Placozoa; Uniplacotomia; Trichoplacea; Trichoplacidae
Exons: 2
Coding region: 1-1134 (377 amino acids)
Source: RefSeq, a predicted model, not a curated record
AUGGCCCUGACCUAUGAAACAAAUGGUUUAAAGGCAUUAGCCAAGGAACAAGUCAAAGUUUUAAAACUAACAAUAUUAGCUAACGAAACACGUAUAAAGAAAUUAGAAGCAUUGAUUGGAAAACUGUACACUAACAAGACGAAUCAAAAUGGGUCUAAUAUUGCUAGUAAAAGCGAAAAUUCUGUUGUUAUUAUGGAGAAACAAGACAUUGAUUUAAGAAAAUUUUGUGAGGAUCUUGAUACGGCGGCUAAUCGGAGUGUCAAAGAUACUGGAGAAGCAGAUGCGCCGAGAGACGGGAAGACAGUGGAAGACACGAAGCCUGCAACAGAAGCUAUUAAAGGCCUGUCUACGUCGGAAAAUGAACUUUCAGAUGGACAACGAGAAAAUAAUAAGCUUGAUAAAACUAAUGUUUCACUCCAGCAAGGAGAUGCCGAUUUGGAUUCGGGCAAUCUACAAAGCUCACGUACACAGACGGAAGAUGUUGAAAACAGCGAUGAUCGAGAUGAUUGGCACAUUGUCGAUAAAAGCGAGAUACUUGAAGUGCAGUUAACAGAUCCGAUGCAAGAUAUCGCUGAUGACGAGAAAGUAGUAGCUAAAAAGGAUAAAGUAAUAGAAAAGCAUGCUGUCGAACCCGAGAUUCCUAGUGAUACUGAUGAACAAAGAUCUGUUAAAUCUUCGCCUGGACAGAACAAUGAGAAUGAAGAUGAAUGCAACGGUAAAGAUGUGACUUCCGUUAUGGAAAUGAAUCAAGAUAUUCAAUUUUUGGAUGAUACUGCUGCAAGCGAUGCUAAUGUAUCUACUAAUGUAGAAGGAGAUAAUAAUGCAGAAGUAGCGGAAGAUCUAAUGUAUGAGAGGCCAACUCACGAGUUAGCAGAUACUGAGAAAUCCUAUAACAACAGUGGAGAUAGAGGCAUAGAAAAUCUCCAGAAUGAAUAUGAAAUGACGUAUGAAGCAGACCAAGAUAGCACCAAUUCAUGUAGUAUUGAUUCAAGCGAUGACAUAAGUGAUAUCGAUGAAGAGGCAAUUCGUAGAGAAGUGGAGGAACGAAUUCGUCGAGAAGUUGAAAUACGCGUGAGGAAAGAAAUAGAAGAACGGCGUCGAAAACGGAAAUCUGUUAAAAGUAUGGUAGAAUAA